AUGUCGCAUUCGCAAGCUCCGUAUGUCCCGUGCUCUCUCUCUCGGACGCAUUUCGCGCGCUCCGUUCCUCCCGUCAUCUCUCUCUCUCGUACGCAUUCGCGCGCUCCGUCUCUCUCGUGCUCUCCCACAGUAGCUCUUCCGUAUCUCCCAUUCUCUCUCUCUCUCGGUCGCAUUCGCGCGCUCCGUAUCUCCCGUCCUCUCUCUCUCUCGGACGCAUUUCGCGCGCUCCGUUCCUCCCGUCAUCUCUCGUGCUCUCCCACAGUAGCACUUCCGUAUCUCCCAUUCUCUCUCUCUCGGUCGCAUUCGCGCGCUCCUAGCUCUUCCGUAUCUCCCAUGCUCUCUCUCUCUCGGUCGCAUUCGCGCUCUGUAUCUCCCGUCCUCUCUCUCCUUCACGCAUUUCGCGCGCUCCGUUCCUCCCGUUACCUCUCGUGCUCUCCCACAGUAGCACUUCCGUAUCUCCCAUUCUCUCUCUCUCGGUCGCAUUCGCGCGCUCCGUAUCUCCCGUCCUCUCUCCCUCGGACGCAUUUCGCGCGCUCCGUUCGUCCCGUUAUCUCUCUCUCCUUCGUCGCUCCCGUGCUCUCCCACAGUCGCUCUCUCCGUCUCUCCUGUUCUCUCUCUCUCUCGGUCGCAUUCACGUGCUCCGUAUUUCCCGUUCUCUCUCUCUCGUUCGCAUUCACUUUCUCCAUCGGUUCCGCGAUUUAUUGCGGUCGAAUUCGCUCUCUCUGUCGCUCCCCUGCUCUCCCACCGUUGAAUGCGCUCUCUCUGUCUUGCCCCCGUGCUCUCCCACCGUCGAAUUCGCUCUCUCUGUCGCUCCCCUGCUCUCCCACCGUCGAAUUCGCUCUCUCUGUCGCCCCCCUGCUCUCCCACCGCCGCAUGCUCUCACUCCGUCGCUCCCGUGCGCUCCGUCGGUCGAAUUCAGGCUCACAGUUGCUCACAUGCUCUCGCUCUUCCAUGCUUGUUGCCUCCGUCACUCUCUUCUCCACCCCCUACGGUUUCCCUCUCUCACUGGUACUCUUCUCUCUCCUUUUCUGCCUCACACUGCCUCCUCUCUUGUCCUCCCCCCCAUUGCCGUCUCCCUCUCCUCUCCGCACUCUGUCCCACGAGUUCACCCUCCCCCUCCCUCCCCUCCCGAGCUCUCCCUCUCUCCCACUCCCUCUCCUCCUCCCCCUCCGUGCUAUCCUAUCACUGCCUCUUCUUCUCUGCCUCUGCUCUGUAUUCCAUCGCAUGUGGUUUGUUGUCUUGUUCGCAGAUGUCGUACAAGUGUAA
This is a messenger RNA of Closterium sp. Yama58-4, 1266 nucleotides long. The record is from the annotation of a GenBank genome assembly. NCBI's taxonomy places the organism in Eukaryota, Viridiplantae, Streptophyta, Zygnematophyceae, Desmidiales, Closteriaceae.